GUUUUGUAGAAGAGCAGGCUCAUGAAUGUCUGCAGUUCCGACGUUUUGUCACGAGGUGACAUUCCAAGCGACUGGGACCCACGGAGUCCCGUUCCAGUCGGUGGGGCGCCGGGUGCGAUGGGCAACGGACAGUACAAGACCAGCGGCGUGGAGGACCCCGUCCUCAUGCAAGCGCGCGGGCGACGGCUACAGCAGUUCAAGGACGAGUCCAUCGCCGGGGACAUGAAGUGGGAUCCCAGGUAUACGGCGCGCUGCGACUUCGGCGACUCUCCCUGUGGGCCAGAGGGCUUUUCCUGGGUGCUGCAAGCUGCAGUGCAUGAGGGCAAGCUCGCGCGCGUCCCAGAUGCGGCGUUUAAGACCACCGCGCUUGGAGUCGGCACACUGGAGAUGAUGCAGAUGCUGGACCAGACCCCCCUGGGCUACCAGACCAAGGAACUAGGGCUGGGGCUGGUGCAGCCACGGGGCUGGGGAUGGACACUUAUGGCGAGCCGCGCGGCCGGCACGUGGCCUCAAGGGCGAAGCGCCCCGCGGUCUGCGUGCAAGUGCCUCAACAGGUUCCUCGUUGGCGGCUCGGGGUUCACCGGGACAUGCCGGAUCUAUUGUCAGGAGGGCCUCCUCUGGGACGAGGUGGACCCGCACCUAGACUCUGGCCGGCCUGUGAUGGUCAUUCUCUGUUCGCCUUACAGGUGGGAGGAUGGCGGGGAGGGCAAGCUGCACUGGGUGGUCCUGACCGGGUUCGUGAAUGGGGAUCGCAACUGGUACUGGUUCGUGUCGAACGGAUCCAUCCCUGGCUUCAUGCAUGCCGACACUGCCAAGCAUUUGGUGAACGCGGCUAUUGGGAAUCCUUUCAAGAAGGGCGCCUAUAUUGCGCAUCGAGUGUUCCUGAUUGAUUGGUAGCACCACCAAGCGAGCUGCGAAGGUUCGUGUCGAACGGAUCCAUCUCUGGCUUCAUGCCUGCCGACACUGCCAAGCAUUUGGUGAACGCGGCCAUUGGGAAUCCUUUCAAGAAGGGCCUAUGUUGCGCAUGGAGUGUUCCUGAUUGAUUGGUAGCAAUAGGACGUGGGGUAUCUCAACACGGGUAGC
This is a messenger RNA of Effrenium voratum, 1083 nucleotides long. Lineage: Eukaryota; Dinophyceae; Suessiales; Symbiodiniaceae. The record is from the annotation of a GenBank genome assembly.